GAAGACCUCUCUUUCUUUCUCUGUCUCUCUCUCGUAGAACCCUAAUUCUCUCCACUAGAGACGUCACACGUGUGACCUAUUCAUCACCAUGAGCUCCUCCUCCCCGGUCGUGAAAGGCCUAACCGACGAAGAGCACAAAACCCUCGAACCGGUUAUCAAAACAUACCACCGGUUCGAACCGGACCCAUCCACUUGCACUUCUCUCAUAACCCAACGCAUCGACGCACCCGCCUCCGCCGUUUGGCCGCUUAUCCGCCGCUUCGACAACCCGGAACGCUACAAACACUUCGUCAAAAGCUGCCGUCUCAUCUCCGGCGACGGCGGUAUCGGAAGCGUCCGAGAAGUGACCGUAAUCUCCGGCCUCCCAGCCUCAACCAGCACCGAGCGGCUUGAGUUUGUCGACGAUGACCACCGAGUUUUAAGCUUCAGGGUCGUCGGCGGAGAACACCGGCUUAAGAACUACAAAUCAGUGACGUCGGUCAACGAGUUCUUGAAUCAAGAUUCAGGCAAGGUGUACACGGUGGUUCUUGAAUCUUACACCGUUGAUAUUCCCGAGGGAAACACAGAGGAAGACACCAAAAUGUUUGUGGACACUGUCGUCAAACUCAAUCUUCAGAAACUCGGAGUUGCCGCCACUUCGACACCUAUGCAUGAUGAAUGAUUUCAAGAUUCUUUUCUACUUCUAAUUAUUAUUCUUAUAUUUCCACUCGGUGAGUUUUUUCCUUUUCUUUCUGAUGAUUAUUGAUUAUAAUACUUAAUUUGUGAAAUUUUUCAUAUGACUAUUGGAAGCAAAAUGUUUAUUUCGAUUCCGUGAAGGAAAUUAUUGUUGCAUAACGCUUAUCAGUUCUCUGAACUUUUUUUUCAAUAAAUGGCAAAUCAAGAA
Messenger RNA from Arabidopsis arenosa, 883 nucleotides. The record is from the annotation of a GenBank genome assembly. NCBI's taxonomy places the organism in Eukaryota, Viridiplantae, Streptophyta, Magnoliopsida, Brassicales, Brassicaceae.